CGUUGUACACCACAUGUACCGCCAAAAACAAGCAUUUAAAUGAGAAAGGAGUGUUACUACUUACAAAAAUUUGAGAGAGAGGGGAGGGCAAAAUCACAGUCUGAGUUUUCUACUUCUAAACCAACCUCUCUACUUGAAGAACUUGCAGAGCUGUCUAGUUUGUUUGAGUGUGCCAAUGGGUUCGAAGUUAUAAAGCCUACGAUCAAAACAAAAUUUUGGUUUGAUCAAGUCCGCCAAAAAGCUUUCUCCUUUUCUGUUCUUUCUGGGGUUUUAAGAACCUGCAGAAACCGAAAGAAAAACAGAAGGGAUAGAAGCUAGCACAAAAUGGCUGACAAUACAUCAAACAGGUGGACUACAAGGUUGAUACUGAUUCUGGUUUUAGUCUCAAGCUCCAUUUCAGCUCAUCAAAACCGAACCCAGAUAGCAAGUUCAUCAAGCAAUGACAUAAACGAGGUUGAAGCUAAGUUUCUUGAGAAAGUAUUCAACUUGAUGAGACCCUCAUCGUCACCAAGCAGGUUGGGAUACCAUCACAUAUGGCCUAAAAUGAAAUUUGGAUGGAGGAUUGUGGUGGGAACCACAAUAGGAUUCCUUGGAGCGGCGUUUGGGACGGUGGGUGGAAUUGGUGGGGGAGGCAUAUUUGUGCCAAUGCUUAAAUUGAUUAUUGGAUUUGAUGGAAAAUCAGCUACAGCUAUCUCUAAAUGCAUGGUAACAGGAGGAGCAGGCGCAACAGUGGUAUACAAUCUAAAUCGAAGACAUCCAACAAUGGAGCUUCCUUUGAUAGACUAUGAUUUGGCUCUUCUCAUUCAGCCAAUGUUGGUGCUCGGAAUCAGUAUUGGAGUCAUUUUGAACGUCGUUUUGGCUGAUUGGAUGGUUACUCUUUUGUUAAUUGUCGUUUUCCUUGUCGUUUCAACUAAGGCUUUCUCAAGGGGCGUUGAGACCUGGAAAAAAGAGACCAUUCUUAAGGAGACUGCUGCUAGACAGGCUCCACCAUUGAUUGAUAGUAUUGAGAGGAAUGAAGAAGAGGCCGGAGGAUACGAGGCUCUGCCACCAGGUCCAAGCGACGGCAAUCGCAGAGAAGCCACAGAUCAACAACCAAAGAAAGAAAAGGUUUCUCUUAUAGAGAACGUUCGAUGGAAGGAACUAGGGCUUCUUUUCACUGUUUGGUUCAUCAUACUCGCCAUACAAAUUGCAAAAAGUUGCACAGUAACGUGUUCAGUAGCAUAUUGGGUAUUGAAUCUGCUACAGAUACCAGUGACAGUGGGAGUGACAUCAUACCAAGCAGUGAUGUUGUAUCAAGGGAGGAGACGGAUGGCAUCAAUGGAAGGACCACGGCCAAAAUGGAAAGUGAAUCAAUUAAUCGUGUAUUGUGCCAGUGGCCUAGCUGCUGGUAUUGUUGGUGGCUUGCUUGGCCUUGGUGGUGGCUUCAUCCUAGGUCCCCUUUUCCUUGAGCUGGGAAUCCCUCCUGAGGUGUCAAGUGCCACAUCGACUUUUGCCAUGGCAUUUUCUGCAUCAAUGUCGGUGGUGGAAUAUUACCUUCUGAAACGAUUUCCAAUUCCUUACACACUUUAUUUUGCGGGAGUAGCCGUUAUAGCCGCAGUUUCAGGACAAUAUUUGGUGAAGAAGCUGGUAGCCAUAAUAGGCAGAGCUUCUUUGAUCAUUUUCAUUUUAGCCUCCACGGUUUUUGUGAGUGCAAUAUUACUAGGUGGCGUGGGCAUAGCAGAAAUGGUGGAGCAGAUUGAAAAGAAAGAGUACAUGGGUUUUGAAAAUCUCUGCGCCUCCACCGGCUAAAAUUUAAAUAUAAUGACAAAACCAUCUAGAAAAUCAAACAACUUAACAUAAUUUAUCAGGUACUUCUAUCAGGAAAUAAAAUUGGCACCUUUUUUGGCCAACAAAAAGAAACUUGGUACCUUUGUUAUUUAUCUCUGCUUUUUUUUCCCCCAACUCAAGGUAUAUUUAGAUCAGGAGUAUUAAGAUGAAAGUCAUCUUAAUAAAUAUGCUUCCCGAAAUUUAAAUUUGUAUUCUUCUUAUAGAAAUAAGGCUACCGACAAUCUCAAUCAACAACUUGUUGAUUUUAUUAUGUAUUUUAAGGUAAUAUAAUGAUUAGUCCUUACGAUUUAUAUUAA
Molecule: messenger RNA, 2123 nt
Organism: Neltuma alba
Lineage: Eukaryota; Viridiplantae; Streptophyta; Magnoliopsida; Fabales; Fabaceae
Product: sulfite exporter TauE/SafE family protein 3
Exons: 12
Coding region: 325-1788 (487 amino acids)
Biological process (GO): protein ubiquitination
Cellular component (GO): membrane; Cul4A-RING E3 ubiquitin ligase complex
Source: RefSeq, a predicted model, not a curated record